Molecule: messenger RNA, 1023 nt
Organism: Euleptes europaea (tarantolino)
Lineage: Eukaryota; Metazoa; Chordata; Lepidosauria; Squamata; Sphaerodactylidae
Product: zinc finger protein ZFP2-like
Exons: 2
Biological process (GO): regulation of transcription by RNA polymerase II
Cellular component (GO): nucleus
Molecular function (GO): DNA-binding transcription factor activity, RNA polymerase II-specific; RNA polymerase II cis-regulatory region sequence-specific DNA binding
Source: RefSeq, a predicted model, not a curated record
AUGAGGGAAAAACCAUAUAAAUGUUUGGUGUGUGGAAAGAGCUUUGCUCAGAGUUCACAGCUUACUAUCCAUCAACGUAUCCACACUGGGGAGAAACCAUAUAAAUGCUUGCAUUGUGAAAAGAGCUUUGCUCAGAGUUCACAGCUUACUAUCCAUCAACGUAUCCACACUGGGGAGAAACCAUACAAAUGCUUUCAAUGUGGGAAGAGCUUUGCUCAGAGUUCACAGCUUACAAUCCAUCAACGUGUCCACACUGGCGAGAAACCAUAUAAAUGCCAGGAAUGUGGAAAGAGCUUUGCUCAGAGUUCACAGCUUAUUAUUCAUCAAUAUAUCCACACUGGUGAGAAACCAUAUAAAUGCCUAGAAUGUGGGAAGAGCUUUGCUCGGAGUGACAACCUAGCAGCUCAUCAACGUAUCCACACUGGGGAGAAACCAUAUAAAUGCUUGGAGUGUGGAAAGAGCUUUGCCUAUAAUACACACCUUACUGUUCAUCAACGUAUCCACACUGGGGAUAAACCAUAUAAAUGUUUGCAGUGUGGAAAAAGCUUUGCUCAGAAUUCACAGCUUAUUAUCCAUCAUCGUGUCCACACUGGGGAGAAACCAUAUAAAUGCAUAGAAUGUGGAAAGAGCUUUGCUCGGAGUGACAACCUUUCGGGUCAUCGAAGAAUCCACACCGGGGAGAAACCAUAUAAAUGCUUGGUGUGUGGAAAAAACUUUGCUCACAAGACACACCUUACUGCCCAUCAACAUAUCCACACUGGGGAUAAACCACAUAAAUGUUUGCAGUGUGGAAAAAGCUUUGCUCAGAAUUCACAGCUUAUUAUCCAUCAACGCGUCCACACUGGGGAGAAGCCGUAUAAAUGCCUGGAAUGUGGAAAGAGCUUUGCUCGGACUGACCGCCUAGCUGCUCAUCGACAAAUCCAUACUGGGGAGAAACCAUAUAAAUGCUUGCAGUGUGGAAAUAGCUUUGCUCACAAAACACACCUUACUUCCCACCAACGUAUCCACACUGCAGAUAAACCA